AUGUACUGGACCACCCCCCUUCGGGCUGCCGAGAGGCCGGGCGGGCCGUCUCCCGCGCGCGGGGAGGGCCGGAACGUCGAGGCGGGGGCCCCGCGCGCCGCCCGGACCGGAAGUGGCGGCGGACCCGCGGGGCCCGGAAGGGGCGGCGGCCGCGCGGGGGACCGGAAGUGGCUGCGGACCGGAAGUGGCUGCGGACCGGAAGUGGCGGGCGGUGGCAGGCAGAGCCGGGCUCGAGCGGGACCUGGUCUCGUCCGCCCGCCCGCCAUGCUGCCCGCUCUCAAGCUGCUGCGAGCCGGCCCCCGCCUCCGCCCGGGCCCCGCGCUCGCCGACCGGCUCUCCCGAUGCCACGGCGGCGCCCGGAAACCUCGGGUGGCCCCGGACCCCGCCCCGGGCCCCUCCCCGCGCCGGGACCGGGCCGGAGUCGGCGCGGGCGAGAGCUCCGAGGCCGAAGUCAGCCUGGACGUCGUCUCCCCGGAGGUGAAGACGGAGCUGGAUUUCGACCGAGCCAUCAGGGCCGAGUUCACGGACCAGCUGAAGCUCCUCAAGAAGCGGUUCCUGGACCAUCUGGUGGGGCCGGAAGGCCGGCCCAUGACGGAGGUCCUGCUGGAGAACGCCAAGGUGGUCUGGCGGUUCCGCGGCCCGGGGGACCUGGACCGGUGGACGGUGACUUCGGACAAGACGGUCGGAGGCCGGAGCGAGGCCUUCCUGAAGAUGGGCAGGAACAACCAGAGCGCCCUGCUCUACGGGACCCUCAACACCGAGGUCCCCCGCGACGGGCAGACCCGCUACAGCGGCUACUGCGCCAUGAUAUCCGGGAUCCCCAGGGGCUUCCUGGACAAGAAGGAGUCCUACGACUGGUCGAGCUUUAACACCCUCUACCUGCGCGUCCGCGGCGACGGCCGGCCCUGGAUGGUCAACAUCAGGGAGGACACGGACCUCUUCCACAGGAGACACCUGAUGUACAGUUACUUCAUGUUCACCCGCGGCGGGCCGUACUGGCAGGAGGUCAAGAUUCCCUUCUCCAAGUUCUUCCUGUCCAGCCACGGGAAAGUCCGGGAUGGCCAGUUCCGGCUGCUGGCAGACAAGGUGGCCACCGUGGGCUUCACGCUGGCCGAUAAGGUCAACGGGCCCUUCUUCCUGGAGAUCGAUUUCAUCGGCGUGUUCCACGACCCCGCGCACGUCGAGGAGUUCGCCUACGAGAACACGGAAGUCCUGUGCCCCCGCCUGUAGGCCCCGGCGGCCGCCGCUCUCUGCGCCGCGUCGCGGGCGGGCAGACACGGGCCGUGGCGGAGGCCGGAGGCCCCCCGCCUCCUCAAGAACCCCGUUUUGCUGGCGCCUGGGCCCCGGGCCGACAAGGCCCGGUCACAGCCGUUGCCCACCGGGGCCCAGCGGCCGGGCUCUUUCAGCCCUACUCUGCCCCCCCCCUUAAGACCUACCGGAUCCUGAUGCCGAAGCGUGUGGAAAUAAACGUGGUGCGACGUUAUAUCACGUCGUAGAUGCUCUUUCCGGUUGGUAGGUCAGCGGGCUGCCUGUGUCAAUCCCGCCAAAAGCCCUUCGUCCACUUUGUGAAUGGUAAUGUUAUUAAUAAAUAGCAUUUUUUAAGCA
Messenger RNA from Ornithorhynchus anatinus (platypus), 1605 nucleotides. RefSeq names its product NADH:ubiquinone oxidoreductase complex assembly factor 1 (gene NDUFAF1). The record is from RefSeq and is a predicted model, not a curated record. Lineage: Eukaryota; Metazoa; Chordata; Mammalia; Monotremata; Ornithorhynchidae. Gene Ontology annotation, cellular component: mitochondrion. The transcript has 5 exons. Gene Ontology annotation, biological process: mitochondrial electron transport, NADH to ubiquinone; mitochondrial respiratory chain complex I assembly. The coding region runs from base 1 to 1230 and encodes 409 amino acids.